Messenger RNA from Symsagittifera roscoffensis, 2621 nucleotides. Its product is annotated as nucleolar protein 10-like. The record is from RefSeq and is a predicted model, not a curated record. Gene Ontology annotation, molecular function: protein binding. Gene Ontology annotation, biological process: maturation of SSU-rRNA from tricistronic rRNA transcript (SSU-rRNA, 5.8S rRNA, LSU-rRNA). Bases 416 to 2269 code for a protein of 617 amino acids. Lineage: Eukaryota; Metazoa; Xenacoelomorpha; Acoela; Convolutidae. The transcript is spliced from 12 exons. Gene Ontology annotation, cellular component: small-subunit processome; 90S preribosome; nucleolus.
AUUUUUGACAGUUUUUGCCAAUCAGGCAUUUGUAUCAUUUUGUGAAGACUUUCUGUAAUUUUUUUUUGUCAGAAUACCUUGCCAUUUAUUCGUAAUAUGGGAAGAAUAAUGUGAAUUCAGACACAUUUAAAAAACAAUAUGGACCAAGUCCGAGGAAUAUUUCAAGAAUAGCACCAAAUUUAUAUAAAAAAUUAUUUUAAAUGCUAUUUAAAAAACAGUCAAGAUUCAAUCUUGGUUAUCGCCGAAAGUCGGCACCAACCGGGUCGUCAACUUCAACAGCAAGAGUUUCGCGCCCACACGUGGCUGUUCCACGCUGUACAGCAAUGCCAAAUCUCUGCCGCCCUUAUUGUCUGCUGUUAACCAUCUAGAAGUGGACUAUGUUAACACAUUUUCAGAAGAAUGAAUAUUCCUGAAGAUGCAACUUUAUGUUGCGAAAGCGCUUGAAGCUUUUAAGUUGGUGUUUUUGCACGAGGACAGAUUCGUUGAGUUUCACAACCAGGGUGGCAAAUACUACAGAAUGCGCGUGCCGAGGUUCGGCCGUGACCUUUGCUACAACAGACUCAACUGUGACCUGAUAGUCGUGGGCAACAGCAGUGAUAUAUAUCGUAUUAAUUUGGAGCAGGGCAGAUUCCUCUCUCCAUACACCAGUGCUCGAGCUAGCGGCUUCAACACCUGUGUUAUCAACGAUUACCACCAGCUGUUGGCCGUCGGCUCUCAAGAGGGAACAGUCGAAUGUUGGGAUCCGAGGACAAGGAAAAGUGUGGGAAACCUGAACGCUGCCUGCUUCGUAGAUUCAAAUAGCUCAAAAUUAUCUCCGGAAACCACGUGUCUUAGAUACAAUGGAGGUCUCUCAUUGGCUGUCGGCACAUCAACCGGCCAGGUGAUGUUGUUUGAUAUUCGAUCGAAUAAACCGACCCUGGUGAAGGACCACCACUACGAGUUCCCAAUCCACUCGAUCCAAUUCCUCACAGACACGGACGAGAACCGACUGGUGCUCUCCUGUGACAAGAAAGGAGUGAAGGCCUGGCAUCAGGAGUCGGGGGAUCUGGUCACGGCGAUAGAGCCGAGUGACUGUGAAAUCAAUCACAUGCAGUUAUACCCUAGUUCUGGACUGGUGUUCCUAGCAGCGGAGACCCAGAAAAUACACGCAUAUUUUGUUCCAACCCUUGGUCCUGCCCCUAAGUGGUGUUCGUUUCUGGAGAAUCUGACUGAAGAAAUGGAGGAAGAGAGGAGCAAUGUGGUCUACGAUGACUUCAAGUUCGUCACUAGAUCAGAGCUGGACAGCAUCGGACUCACACACCUCAUAGGCACGAGUAAGCUGCGAGCGUACAUGCACGGCUACUUUGUCAAUGUGCAACUUUACAGUCGGGCCAAACAGGAGAGUGAGCCAUUCGCGUUUGAACAGUUCAAGCAGAAGAAGAUCAAAGAGGACAUGGACAGGGAGAGACAUGACAGAGUACAGCUGGAGAAGCUACCAAGCGUGAACAGAGAGACAGCUGUGCGUCUGAAGAUAGAGAAACAGAGAGGCAAGGCAAAGUCGAAGAGGGAGGCGGAGGCACUGCUGACAGAUGAGAGAUUCGCACCCAAGUUGUUCGGAGAUGCAGACAUGCAGAUGGAUCUGGACAAGGAGGACGUGGACACUAUGAACCCCAGCACUCUGGCCAGAAUGGUGGCACUGCAGCCGGCCAUACAACAGGCCACACAACUCAUGCGCAGAGAAGAACAACAAAUCCAUAGGAGGCAGAAAAAUGAGGCGGGCGAAGACAAAGACGAUGAAAAUGUGCAUAUUGAGGCUUCCAAAUCAGAUCUAUCUUCGAACGAGGAAGAAGCAGCGUCCAGUGACAGUGACGAAGGCAAUGAAGUUAAACACUUAAAGAAACUGGUUCGCACUAGUGCGAAGGCAAACAAAUUGAAGUCCUCAGAUAGCAAACAGCAAUCGAAGUCAAAGGCACCGCCAGUAUCUAGAUUGGAGCCAAUGGGCGGAGAAAGUCCUCCCGAUUCUAGAGAUGAGCAGCAAAGGAAUUCUAAAGUGGAAAUGGUAGUAGGGUCAAGUGUGGCUGAGAGAGAUUUCGUUGUGCCUGUUCGGUCGAAGCUGUCACUGAAAAACUUCAACGCCGAAAGCAGUGCUUUGAGCGAAAGACUAGAAGACAACGAGACCUUUUCCAAACAGGUGGACAUCGGAAUAAACAGAAGCCAGUCAGCUUCUUUUCAAGUGGCCACCAAACCGAAGGUUGACAAAAAAGGCAAAAAGAGAUCUAGACGGGGCUAGGAGUUAAAACAAUUGCAAAGUCAGGAGAAAUGAGUUAACAAACAAGACUUCAGCUUCGGGCGAUAAAGAAAAGGGUAGCGAAAGCAGAAUAUUAAUUAAGAAACAGAACGGAGCUCGAAAAGAAGUUAAGCAGAAAAUAAACAUGCGACUGUGUUGUACACGAAUCCGCGGUUAGAGGUCAAACUGUGAUGAAACUACUAGAAUUGCAACUGCGAUGAUCCAUAUUUUGACACUAAUUUGUAAACUUCGUUUCAAUUAAAUUGAGCGCUGGAUUGUUUUAGACUUAGAUUUGAGGAAACCAAAAGCAUCAAAUUGCGUUCUCAAAUGUUUGCAAAUUAAAAUUAUAACGUCG